ACAAAUUAAUACAUUUGGGCUUAUUGAAUCCACAGGAGCCCCUGCUUUCCAGUCAUAUCCAAUGUUUGCAGUUCCAAUACAGUUGAUGGACCCCAGUAUGCAGUAACAUUCAAAUACACACUUAUACUGCAUUCAAAAACUGCAUGGUUUAUGCCCAAAACUGAAUGUAAUUGGCUUAAAGUGGGCAUGUAUAUAAAGGUGAGACUUGUGGGUACCAAUUCAGAUAUCUUAAAGUGAGAGGUCAAGUGACUCCUUUUGAAAUUGGCCAUGCAAGUUUUUCCCUAACCAAAAUAGAUUUCUAUUUUGAACCUUAAUUUAAAAGAAAAGACACUGCAUUUCAUCUAUUGCCUUUAGAGUAAAUGACGUGUGUGUGUGUGUGUGUGCGUGUGUAGGUACAGCUCUCUGGAUGGGAUCAAUGUAGAGCGCCUGCUGGCCCUCAUCAACAAGUCGUUCGAUAAGACUCUGAGGCAAGACUACAUCGACUCUCUUAGAGGACGACUGCACUCCGUCUACCUCUCUGAAGGGUGCGUGCAGCUACUCCAGGAAAAAAAUGACCACACAUAAAUCCAGAUCAGCAUUAGUGUUGCAUCCGGUCUUCCUUACUAAAGAAAGGCCUGUGGGUCUACAGCGCGGCAGCCAUCAUCACCAUGGAGCCGGUGAACAGCGGCACUCCCUACCUCGACAAGUUUGUGGUGAGCAGCAGUAAGCAGGGCCAGGGCACCAGCCACAUCCUGUGGGAGUGUAUCAGACAGGACCUGGGCAAACUGUUCUGGAGGUCCAGAGCCACCAACAGGAUCAACCCCUGGUACUUUAAGCACUGUGAUGGCAGCUUCGUUAAUGGGGUGUGGACCGUCUUCUGGUUCGGCCUGACAGACAUCAGAGAUUCCUACGAGCUGGUGGAGUACGCCAAGAACCUGCCCGACUCCUUCCACCCCUCGUCUCUCACCGCGUCCCAGAAGCCCCCCACACCCGCCGCAGGAUCCUGAGCCACCUGCUGCUUGCGUAGCUCUCUAACUCCGGAGAAUUGUUAGCGCUGUAGCUCUUUUAGCUCCGAGGCUAUGGAGUUGAUUGAGCUUUGGAAAAUGUUUUCUCAUUUUUGCUCUGACUGGACUUUUUUUCUGUUCUCGAUUUUUUUUUUUAAACUUGAAAACCAAAGUUACAGUAAGAACUUCAUAGAUGCAAUAUUUUGCAGAAGCUAUAAUCAUUCUCCAUUUGUUAAGCUGGGUUAGCUCUAAGCGUUGCAGGGCUGAAACUAAGUUGGCUUAAUCUGUUGGGAUGCACGAUUUCUUUAUUUAAAUCAAUAAUUCCCUUCUUCUCAUGGCUGAUACUGAUAAUUUCACAUAUUUGUGUUUUAAAAAUUAGUUCAUAACUUGUAGUUUUUACACACCUGAGGGUAAGAAAGUCUUAAGUUAUGUUGUGAGCAAAGAUGGAGGAUUUAAUAUUCCACAGCUCUGUUCCAACCAAAUCUGACUGACAUCCCUGUUGCUAAUACAACAACAGUUCAGUUCAUCAAAUGUUCAUUCAUUUUUUCUAGUAAAGUUAAGGCUAACAAUUGUUUUGCAUAAGAAUUCAAGAUGAAUAAUUAAUACCAUCAUAUCAUUUAUUGGCUGUAGUUUAAUGAUCCCUAUAAUUCAUAAUAAGAAUUCCCUAUUAUCGGCACAUCAUUCAUCUGUCCCGAUAAUUAUCGUGCAUCCCUAUUCAUUUGAAAAGGAAACUUUUCACCCUUACAUUGCCUUACAUUGUAAUAGGGACCAGGAAAACCGAGUACUUUACAGUGUGCCUUCACAAACACAGCCAGGUGCUGUGUCGCCUCCAGAACUCUCCUUUGGCCAAAAUAUCUAAAUGCGCAAUACAGGUGUUAUUAAAAGGACACUACACCGGUUUUCUUUACUUGAGGAGUUAUUUAGCCUAUAAAAACAGUUGAAAGAUGUUUUCUGUGGCUCUGUAGUGAGCUUUUUAAAGUUUGAGAAAAUAACCCUGAUGAUGUCAUCAGGGUUGUCAGCUUAAAAACUCCAAACUGUUACAGGGAGCCUGCGUUUUGCCAGUUUCCUGCUGUUUUGGCAGGCAGAGGUUAGAAUACACUUUAUUUUUUUGGCAGCUGUUCAGAAAAUGUAGCUCUCCUUACCCCGGUUCUUAUGAGCUUCUUAAAUGCCAAAGUUGUGUUUACUACUAUCAUUAAAGCACUUCAGACCAAGCA
This is a messenger RNA of Dicentrarchus labrax (European seabass), 2197 nucleotides long. Its product is annotated as N-acetylglutamate synthase, mitochondrial. The record is from RefSeq and is a predicted model, not a curated record. The transcript is spliced from 3 exons. The coding region runs from base 648 to 986 and encodes 112 amino acids. Gene Ontology annotation, biological process: L-arginine biosynthetic process. Gene Ontology annotation, cellular component: mitochondrial matrix. Lineage: Eukaryota; Metazoa; Chordata; Actinopteri; Moronidae. Gene Ontology annotation, molecular function: arginine binding; L-glutamate N-acetyltransferase activity, acting on acetyl-CoA as donor.